GCAUCCACCUGUGCCACUCUGCAGUGUCACACACUGUGCCCAGAAGUGCCACCUACCUGUGCCCAGCAGUGCCCACCCACCUGUGCCCACCACCUGUGCCCACCCACCAGUGCCACCCACCAGUCAGUGCCCAGCGGUUGUGCCAGUCAGUGCUGCCAGUCAGUGCCCAGCAGUGAUGCCAGUCAGUGCCGCCUAUCAGUACCCAUCAUUAGUGUCACCUAUCAGUGCCGCCUAUCAGUGCUGCAUAUUAUGCCCUUUAGUGCUGCCUAUCAGUGCCCUUUAGUGCUGCCUAUCAGUGCCGCCUAUCAGUGCCCAUCAGUGCUGCCUCAUCAACGCACAUCAGUG
Staurois parvus is the source of this 345-nucleotide messenger RNA. NCBI's taxonomy places the organism in Eukaryota, Metazoa, Chordata, Amphibia, Anura, Ranidae. The record is from the annotation of a GenBank genome assembly.